Stomoxys calcitrans (stable fly) is the source of this 1629-nucleotide messenger RNA. RefSeq lists its product as uncharacterized. The transcript has 4 exons. The coding region runs from base 1 to 1629 and encodes 542 amino acids. Lineage: Eukaryota; Metazoa; Arthropoda; Insecta; Diptera; Muscidae. The record is from RefSeq and is a predicted model, not a curated record.
AUGUCUACUUCUACUACAUCUACUUCUACUACGUCUACUUCUACUACGUCCACUUCUACUACAUCUACUUCUACUACGUCCACUUCUACUACGUCUACUUCUACUACGUCUACUUCCACUACGUCUCCUUCUACUACGUCAACUUUUGCUACGUCAACUUCUACUACAUCUACUUAUACUACGUCUACUUCUACUACGUUUACUUCUACAACGUCUCCUUCUACUACGUCUACUUCUACUACGUCUACUUCUACCACGUCUACUUCUACUACGUCUACUUCUACUAAGUCUACUUCUACUACGUCUACUUCUCCUACGUCUACUUCUACUACGUCUACUUCUACUACGUCUACUUCUACUACGUCUACGUCUACUUCUACUACGUCUACUUCUACUACGUCUACUUCUACUACGUCUACUUCUACUACGUCUACUUCUACUACGUCUACUUCUACUACGUCUACUUCUACUACGUCUACUUCUACUACGUCUACUUCUACUACGUCAACUUCUACUACGUCUACUUCUACUACGUCUACUUCUACUACGUCUACUUCUACUACGUCUACUUCUACUACGUCUACUUCUACUACGUCUACUUCUACUACGUCUACUUCUACUACGUCUACUUCUACUACUUCUACUUCUACUACGUUUACUUCUACUACGUCUACUUCUACUACGUCUACUUCAACUACGUCUACUUCUAUUACGUCUACUUCUACUACGUCUACUUUUACUACGCUAUUUCAAUUGCAUAACGACUACUUUGGGGUCAUGUUUAUGUCUACUUCUACUACGUUAAAUUUUUCUUCUACUACGUCUACUUCUAUUACGCUAACUUAUACUUAUAAUUCUACCUCUACUAUGUCUACUUCUACUACAUCUACUUCUACUACGUCUACUUCUACUACGUCCACUUCUACUACAUCUACUUCUACUACGUCCACUUCUACUACGUCUACUUCUACUACGUCUACUUCCACUACGUCUCCUUCUACUACGUCAACUUUUACUACGUCAACUUCUACUACAUCUACUUAUACUACGUCUACUUCUACUACGUUUACUUCUACAACGUCUCCUUCUACUACGUCUACUUCUACUACGUCUACUUCUACCACGUCUACUUCUACUACGUCUACUUCUACUAAGUCUACUUCUACUACGUCUACUUCUCCUACGUCUACUUCUACUACGUCUACUUCUACUACGUCUACUUCUACUACGUCUACGUCUACUUCUACUACGUCUACUUCUACUACGUCUACUUCUACUACGUCUACUUCUACUACGUCUACUUCUACUACGUCUACUUCUACUACGUCUACUUCUACUACGUCUACUUCUACUACGUCUACUUCUACUACGUCAACUUCUACUACGUCUACUUCUACUACGUCUACUUCUACUACGUCUACUUCUACUACGUCUACUUCUACUACGUCUACUUCUACUACGUCUACUUCUACUACGUCUACUUCUACUACUUCUACUUCUACUACGUUUACUUCUACUACGUCUACUUCUACUACGUCUACUUCAACUACGUCUACUUCUAUUACGUCUACUUCUACUACGUCUACUUUUACUACUUACGCCAUGCCUCAGUUGAGAUUCCACCAAUGA